Molecule: messenger RNA, 1243 nt
Organism: Drosophila albomicans
Lineage: Eukaryota; Metazoa; Arthropoda; Insecta; Diptera; Drosophilidae
Product: ras-related and estrogen-regulated growth inhibitor
Exons: 3
Coding region: 565-1185 (206 amino acids)
Molecular function (GO): GTPase activity; GTP binding
Source: RefSeq, a predicted model, not a curated record
ACAAAUUCGUAAGUCGUACAAAUCGCAAGCAGUUUGCGGCCGGGUGUUAGUGGCAAAAAGACAAUUUUUAGCAGACGAGAGAUCAGCUGAAGAAAAUACUGUUUAUUAAAAUAAAUAAAUACGCGUACAAGAAUUUCGUUCUUGACCACAUGGAAAAGUGCAAAUACAUAAUACUCAAAAAGGAAUACAUAUAAAUAAUAAUUGAAACAAACGUAUCUCGUAUUGAAAAGUCAUUAGCAAAAUAAAUUAGACAAAGAAAACGCGAGAGAGAGAGAGAAAGAGAAAUCCUAGACUGUAAUUGUAGGCCAAUAUUUGGCGUUUGUUGUGAUCAAACCAAAUGGCGCAUAAUUCAACGUGAAACAGACAACAGAAACAACAAAACGGAUAUUUAGGUAUUGUGCCUGGCGUGGCCAAAAGAACCAUAUACAUAAUACACACACACACACACAUACAUACAUAUAUAGUAGCUAUAGCUAUAGCCACCACAUAGAUAUACGUAUACACAUACAUCGCAGCAAUUCCCACCGAUUAAUACAGUAAACUGGGCUAUUGCAAAACCGCAAGAUGACGACGCGCAUACGGCGUAAAAAGUCAACGUUGACAGAGCUCAAGAUCGCGGUUAUCGGUUCGCCCAGUGUUGGAAAGAGCGCCCUAAUCGUGCGUUUCAUAACGAAGCGCUACAUCGGCGAAUAUGAUCAUCAGACUGAGAGUCGCUAUAAGCAUGAGGCCAUGGUCGAUGGCGAGCCGGUGCUCUUCGAAAUACUGGACACAUGUCCCAAGGCUGACGAUGAAUUUCCCAAUGCCGCCGAGCUAAUCCAAUGGGCCGAUGGCCUGCUGCUUGUCUACUCCAUAACGGAUCGUCGCAGCUUCAACUAUAUACGUCGUGCCAAAUCGGAUCUGCAGUCGGACACGCCCGUUCAGCUGUGCGCCAACAAAGUGGAUAUGGUGCAUUUGCGUCAGGUCAGUCGCGAUGAGGGCGAAAUUCUGGCCAAAGACUUUGAGUGCAAGUUUAGCGAGGUCUCUGCAGCGGAUCAUGUGGAUCAGGUGGCCGAGGUAUUCAAUGAGCUGUGCAAGGAGGUGCUCGCCUGCAAGCGCAAGUCCAAGCAGAGUCUGCUCGAACGCAUGCUUGGCGGCACCAGACCCUACAGCAGAGGGAAGAGCGACAGCAACUUGCCAAAAGACUGAAAUUACACACACUCACACAUUUUGUUUAAAUAAAUCCAUUUUUUAAUGCAUACCAGAA